Molecule: messenger RNA, 333 nt
Organism: Linum trigynum
Lineage: Eukaryota; Viridiplantae; Streptophyta; Magnoliopsida; Malpighiales; Linaceae
Source: the annotation of a GenBank genome assembly
AUGCCUUCCUGGGGCGGAAACGGCACGAUUCCCUAUGAGAGAGAAGCUGGUACUGCUGCUGCUGCCUGUCAGUCGGCAGGCUGCAGCUUCCCAAUCCCGCCAUCAUCAAUGCAGGAAUUUCUUGUGGCAAAGAAAAAAAUUGCAUUGCUUGUGUUUGUUUGUUACGAAAUCAUGAUGGAGGAGAGAGAGCGAAGUAUAGAGGAAGGGGGUACAGUAGUGAGUAGAGUUUCAAGUUUUCCCGGUUUCGGAGAGGGAUGGAAUCUGGUGGUGGAGGGACCAGGUUCCGCUGCUGUGAGCUCUGUGUUUGGGACCGUUGAAUCAUCUCUCUUGUGA